This is a messenger RNA of Trichoplax adhaerens, 291 nucleotides long. RefSeq lists its product as uncharacterized. The record is from RefSeq and is a predicted model, not a curated record. The annotation marks the transcript as partial. Lineage: Eukaryota; Metazoa; Placozoa; Uniplacotomia; Trichoplacea; Trichoplacidae. The transcript has a single exon.
GAAACCUGUAUUACAUCCGACGGUGAUUACUAUCGUGGACGUGUAAGAGUUACAGAAACUGGCAAAAACUGCAUCUCUUGGUCAAAGGCACCUCCUCCAUUUACAAGUUCAAACUACCAAGAAUACGAUUUAUGGACCAACUGGUGUCGAAACCCUGGUGCCAGUCGGGCUAAACCGUGGUGUUAUAUAUCCGAUACUACAUUUGAAUGGGAAUACUGCAAUAUAACAACUUGCGGUCCAACAAAUAUUACGUCAGGCAGUCUUUAUCCACUAGGAGGUGAGGGAAUUUAG